AUGGGGGGAGUGGGCAAGUUGAGUGUGCUCCACCUCUACAUUGGUAAAUCCCACGACGAUUUUGCCGCGGCUUUUGCCUCGCCGAACUUGGCUGGGGGCGGCGGAGGCUGUGUACCUGCGGCCACCGGUCCACUCCUCCAGUCCGACGCCAAGGUUAGCAGCGGCAGCAGCGGUUCGAGCUCCUUGGGCAACUAUGCCAAGCCCGCCGUGAACAUGUUCCACAGCCUAACUGCCCGCUCCAACUACUACUGCAACCUCCCUCAGUCCCAGUCGCACUCGGGCUACGUGUCGAAUCCUGUCACGGAGAUGUGCAACCAGGCGGACCGCGCGGUCGUGCAGGAUCUGGAGCAGGCGACGGCUGCCGCCAGGUCCACAAACUCGCCGGCGCCACUCGACGCUGUGACCGGCUUCGAGACCGGCUGCCACCUGAAUGGCGAGUCCAACGUCAUGCUUCUCAUCGGCUGGAAGACUGUCCACGCGAUCGCCCAUCAAACCGUGGAUGAGAUGUUCAACUGGGCGGAAGUUUUGGAACGCUGCCUCAUUGUGUUGGUAAACAUGAGUGAGGCUACUCCGUUGCCCCAAUUUCCCUCCACUCGAUCACGCGGUCCUCCCAACCCCAUGCGUCAUUGGUGCGCGCGGCUGGUGUUGGAGCCCGUCAUCACGAACAGUUGUACCGGUCAGCCGCGAGGAUGUGUGUAUGUUCAAACUGUUAUGUGCACACCCGCCGCACGUGGUUUGUGUGUGUGUGCGUGCAUGCCGGACGCCCGCGCUCUUGUGAUUGGCUGGCGCGGUGCCAGGCCAAGUGCGUGCGUGCGUGCGCGCACACGAACCACGAGCCAAGCGGCUCCAUUUUUUUCAUCUGCUAAUGUCCGCCGAUGCCGUGCGCUCACCACGCCACUAAAUGAGGUUUUCCCCACGCAAACCGAGCCUGCAUGUGAAGGUCACCGACGUGUGUUCGGAGGUGGAGCACAAGUCAGUCCGCCGGCUCUGGCUCGCCCCCCUCUUGCUCCAGUCGAUUUCUCCCCUCCCCUUCUCACUUGUUUACGUGUGUACCGUCCGCUCCACUUGCGUGGUUAUCACCAGCGUCGAUAUCACGCCUCCAUCACGCAGCAUGGACACAUACCCAGCUUGUGGGGUGUUGGCUCGGGUCUACCUUCUCACCACAGUGUGGUUUUGGAGGAUGCGUAUCAGCGUUGUCACGGUUUGUAUCACGCGCUGAGACUCUGGCUUGACCUUGUGUCAGGCCUUCAAGGCCAAACGUGUUGUCUAACCAGACACAGCAAGGCCAUUGGUGCGAGUUUGUGGGCCUUCCUCAUUGGUCAAAUUGACAGACCCCCAGACUGGUGUCGACUCGCCUCAGCCAACAGUGUUUUCCAAUGCGCGACGGCCCAUGGCGCCGGUUGCACACGAAUGCGCCUCGGCCACGUACUCAUCGCGCUGUGGUCCUCGCUGCACGUGCCACAAGCACGCACACACACCCUGCCAACUUCGGGGGUUGGGCUGCUGGGCAUUUUCUCGGCCGAAUUUCGAUACGAACCAGUCGUCGGGGCAGAAUCGGUGAACUUUAAACAUGGAAAAAGUGGUAGUCUCAAUGCAUUCGCGACUGUGGACAUGGUUUUCAUAGAUGUGGUGUUUCUUCUGUCGUGUGCCCUAAUCGCAAAGCUCAGAACCGGAGCCAAACUGAAGCUUGUGUUGAUGAACUGGAGUAUAGGAGAGGAUAUUAUUGCCAGCCUCGUUGUUCAAGUCCCCUCCAAUCAUCGCCUCGUUCAGGUGUUGGGGCUAGAUAACGCGCCGUUUUCCUCGUUGAUUUUUCGAAUUGUUAUUUCGGACGGUGAUUCACCCGGUUUGGUCUUGUUUUCCUUGUUGUUCUCGAGUGGUUGGCGUAACAUUGCACCACGUAUGGAGCACGAACUCGCCGUAUGA
This is a messenger RNA of Mesocestoides corti, 1923 nucleotides long. Lineage: Eukaryota; Metazoa; Platyhelminthes; Cestoda; Cyclophyllidea; Mesocestoididae. The record is from the annotation of a GenBank genome assembly.